Symbiodinium pilosum is the source of this 1466-nucleotide messenger RNA. The record is from the annotation of a GenBank genome assembly. Lineage: Eukaryota; Dinophyceae; Suessiales; Symbiodiniaceae.
GCCUGCAGACACGAAAGAUGCUCCUGCGAUACACAGCCCUCGGGCCAUCGCUGGCCGUUCACUGGGCGCAAGAGAGCAAGGUUGGGCCAUACCUGCGCCGCCGCAACUCCUUGCCGACAGAACUUGGCGCCGCCACCCAGGGUGACCCAAGGAAAGUGGAGGAGCUCUUGCAGGAAGUUUCGAACAUCGAGGACCAUGUGGUUAGAUCUGAUUUCUGGCUGGGUGCGCUGCAGAGCACUCUGCUUCGCCUCCAAAGAAACUCAGGUCGCCAAGACAGCCUGAUUUGCGAUGUGACAGGGGAGGCGAGCUCCGAGGAUUUGGCUGAUGAGCUCCUUCUGCAGCAGGCAGAAGCGGCCAUGGAGCGGAUCGCACCCUCGGAUCGCCUCUUGGAGGUCCAGUUUGACACGGAAACGGGCUUUGGAAGCGCGGUGACUCGUUCCUUCUACGCGGAGGUGGCCGGGGCUCUGCAGAAUCGAGCUACGAAUCGACAGGUUCCCAUGUGGGUGGAGGACGACUCCAGUGGCGGCCACAGCAGCAGCAGCGGCGGUGGGGCAAGUCAGCACUUGCGCUGCCGCUCCGGGCUUUGGGUCCGUCCCCUGCCGCUGAACUGCUCUGUGAGGGAGGCUGCCGAGCGCCGCUUCCGCUUCCUGGGGCGUCUGGUGGGUCGAGCUUUGAAAGAUGGAUUCAUCGUCCCCUUGCCCCUGGGGGAGGUCUUCUUCGCCCGGACUCUUCUGGGCCAGAAGCCGUCCAAGCUGCAUGAGAAACGACGAGAACCUUUGGCAAGUUUGCCGAGGCCUGGAGCGGGCUGCGCCGGAGAGCUGUGUGGCGCAUUGGCUGACUUCGCCGCUGCCUUGCGGUCAGCGGAGGAGCUUUAUUGCCACAAGCGGAUUGAGGCGGGCCUGGGCUGGCCUUCGGCAGAAGAGUUGCAAAGCUGGCGCAGAUCUCAGGGUCGGGAGCGUGACUUCACUACCCGGUUUCUGGCAGCAGGAGCCACCCCAGAGCCCAUGUCCUUCGAGGACUAUAUGUCCCUGGUUGGUGUAAGCUUCCUGGAGACCGGUCUGAGUGGCGCUCCUCUAUGUCCCGGCGGAGCAGACCGGGCUAUCACAGUCGAAAACGUUCAAGAGUUUGUGGAACUUGCGCAUGCCUACUGGUGCGACGACGGCGUACGUGGUCAGCUGACAGCCUUCCGAGAAGGCUUGGACGAGGUCAUUCCUGUGGAGUGUUUCAGCGCCUUCAGUGCCUUGGAGCUGCGCGACAUGAUAUGUGGAGAGGACUCUGUGGAGUGGGGCGAGCAGGAGCUGCUGGAUCACUUGCGUCCAUCAGGCGGACUGACUGAGCAAUCACCAUCAUACCAGCACCUAGUAGCCGUCUUGCUGGACAUGGACCAGGUGAACCGAUCUCGCUUCCUCGACUUCGUGUCAUCCUGCCCUCGCUUCCCGCCUGGAGGCACAGCGGCCGCUGCUUGA